CGCAGCAGCAAGUCUGGGCGUCGUCCGCACAAGAAAGCACACACACUUUCCUGCCCCUUGCCAUGUUCCAUCACGAAAGCACACGUGCCACUCAACCAUUAUUGCAAUCAACCUAUCUACCGACUCACAACAGCACCAUGUCACAGCAGCAUGCCGUGGAUUGCGGGAAGCAGCAGGAGGCCGUGCCCAUGGAGUGCGAUGAUGAGCAGCAGGAAGGAUGUGGUCGCGCGGUCUGUGCGCAGCUGGCGGCGGCGGCGGCGGUAGCGGCCUCUCCCAUUAACGGACAGCAGAACAGCUCGAGCGGCGGCGGCGACAGCAUGGACUGGGAGCCCGCAUGCCGGCCCUGUCCUAACCACAGUGGUGCGGCGGCGGCAGCCGCACUGCCGUUGCUGCCGCCGCCCCCAGCCCCGCCGCUGGCGGUGCUGCCUCUGCCGCCCGCGCAGCUGGUCGUGCUGCUGGUGCCGCCGCCGCAGCUGGUUGUGAUUCGGAAGUAAAGGAUCUCACGCACGACUUGCGCUCGCUCGGCGUGCCCUACUUGCUUGGUGGCCAUAGAUCUCACGUGAAUGGGCAAGUCAGGUCGGGGCUUGGCUGCUGGGCGGCGUGGGCGGCGGCGGGGCCAACUACUGCUCUUUGAUACGGUACUACUGCUUGGGCCGAGAGUGUGUAUGAGAAGGGGGGGCUGAGACAGUGAAAGGAUGAGUGGUUGGAGGCGGUAGGUGAGCAGGCAAAGGUCGCACGUGCGGCAGGGGACAUGCGCUGCUGCUA
This is a messenger RNA of Chlamydomonas reinhardtii, 765 nucleotides long. RefSeq lists its product as uncharacterized. The record is from RefSeq and is a predicted model, not a curated record. The transcript has a single exon. The coding region runs from base 138 to 494 and encodes 118 amino acids. NCBI's taxonomy places the organism in Eukaryota, Viridiplantae, Chlorophyta, Chlorophyceae, Chlamydomonadales, Chlamydomonadaceae.